This is a messenger RNA of Talaromyces marneffei, 1500 nucleotides long. RefSeq lists its product as uncharacterized. The transcript is spliced from 2 exons. The coding region runs from base 1 to 1500 and encodes 499 amino acids. Gene Ontology annotation, molecular function: glucosylceramidase activity. The record is from RefSeq and is a predicted model, not a curated record. NCBI's taxonomy places the organism in Eukaryota, Fungi, Ascomycota, Eurotiomycetes, Eurotiales, Trichocomaceae. Gene Ontology annotation, biological process: glucosylceramide catabolic process.
AUGCUGUCUACUCUACUGGCGGCUCUCGCCGGCCAUGUCGCCCUCACCGGUGGCUACGCUAUUCAAAAGCGAGCUACAACUCCAGCCGCUUACGCUUCCAAUUCCAAUGGUAGCUAUGCUCUCACAUCCAUCGCAGCACCUGUUCAAGGUGCUGGGUCUCCCGAUUCGGAGUCAACAUGGCAGCUCAGCGUCGAUGAUACUUCGUCUGGAUACAAACAGACCAUCACUGGGUUUGGGGCUGCUGUUACUGAUGCCACUGUGACUUCCUUCAACACUCUUUCAAGUGCCAACCUUAGUCAAUUGCUGAAUGUCUUGAUGACUUCCACCGGUGCCGACUUCAGUUUGAUGCGUCACACUAUUGGAUCCUCUGAUUUAUCUGGAGAUCCUGUCUACACGUACGACGAUAACGGCGGCGCUGUCGAUACAUCCAUGUCUGGGUUUAACAUAGGAGACAGAGGUACCGCAAUGGCUGAGAUGCUAGCAACUAUGAAGUCCCUGCAGCCAAACUUGAAAGUUCUUGGCUCUUCCUGGAGCCCCCCGGCAUGGAUGAAACUGAACAACAGGCUGGACAAAAGUACAAAAAAUACCACGCUUGGUCAAAGUAUAACAAACAACACGCUUGAUGACGGCCACUCUGGUACUGGCGUUGGAAGUGCUGGGUAUUCCAGUGAAUUUGCUCAAUACUUUGUCAAGUACAUCCAAGCAUACACGGCCUUGGGUGCGAACAUUGAUGCCAUAACCAUCCAAAACGAACCGUUGAACAGCCAGUCCGGCUAUCCUACAAUGUACAUGCUUGAUUCUGAGCAAGGAAGUUUAAUCCAGAGCUACGUUGGCCCAGCCCUUGCCAGCGCAGGACUGAAAACUGCAAUUUGGGCUUAUGACGACAACACGGACGUUCCAUCCUUUCCUCAAAAUGUCUUGGACACGGCUAGCCAAUAUGUGAAUACCGUCGCAUGGCACUGCUAUGCCUCCUCCAAUGAUUGGUCCGUCUUGACCAACUUCAAGAACAAGAACCCAAAUGUCACCCAAUACAUGACCGAGUGCUGGACUCCCCCAUCUGGAAAAUGGUACCACUCUUCAAACUUUACCAUGGGGCCUCUUCAGAACUGGGCUUCUGGAGUCAUGGCUUGGACACUGGGUACGAAUAGCUCCUACGGUCCACACUUGUCAGAGGGUGGAUGCCACACCUGCCAGGGACUAGUCACAGUCAACGACGACGGUACCUAUACCUUGCAGCUCGCGUACUAUCUGAUGGCCCAAUACAGCAAGUUUAUCCCACCCGGCGCGAUUAUUUUGAACGGCUCUGGAAGUCAUACCCGCUCUGGCGUGGGCGGUAUCCAGUCUGUUGCCUCGUUGAACCCUGAUGGUACUCGCACCGUUGUUAUUCAGAACACCCUCUCCAGUGAUGUUUAUGUCAAUGUGACUACUACCAGUGGUCAAGAAUGGAGUGGUAUUGUUCCGACGCAGUCUGUUGUGACAUGGCUGCUGCCUGCUGUCUAA